AUGGGUCCGCGACCCGCCGACCUCAACGUGGGCCAGGACCGCCCGGAUGCCUUUGAGCCGCCCAGGAUGUUUGCACACAGAGACCUACCGUCGCCGCGGGCGGGCGAGAUUCCGCCAGCGUUGUCACCUCUCGAUGCCUUCGCGAUGCAGUCGCGGGCGCUGCAGAGGAAGUUCAAGGAGCAGCAGGAGAAUGGUAGGAGGAUGAGCAGGCUGCCGCCCAUGAUGGUGCAGAAGGAGAUCUCGAACAGGCCAGGCUAUUUCCGAAGCAUGAGCGGGGAGAGCAAGAUGACAGAUUUGAUGGAGGGAGACGAGGAGUCGAUGCCAGUGUCGUCGCACGGCAAGGUGCCAGAAACACGUCCUACAGACCAGAGACCGACGAACGAGAGGCCGGUGAGCUAUUAUCCCAGAUUCAGCACUGCGACAGAGCCCGAGGAAGAGGAGCCACCAGUGCCGACUCCAUUCUUCGAUGCGCCUGGGCGACGCGCACAGACACCGCAACAAGCAGCAAAAGCAGCUGCAGACUACUUUGGCAUCUCAGCGCCAAGAGCAUCUUCGCCAGAACCCGUGGACUCGACCUUCGUCAAUGUGCAGGCGCCGUCUCCAAACGACUACCCCAGUUUGACAAACAGCAUCGAUACCAUUUCCUCGCAUCCACGGACCAUGACUAUCGACUCGCAACGAUCGAAUCGCUCCAACACUCAAACAUCAGAACGUGGUCUUGCCGUACCUCAAUCGCCGCGGUGGCCCAGAUCGCCGCGCAGCUUUCAGAGCAUUCGUUCUGUGCCGCCCGACAGCGGCGAUGAGGACGGCGCUUCGACAACAGGCUCUCAUGCCGUGUCUUCGUCGCGAAAAUUCUCCGGCAGCAGUGGCGUAUCACGACCACAGUCUCCAUUUUCACCAUGGAUGCAACCCGUACACAGAUCACCUUCUAUGACUUCGGAAUAUUCCAUGAACGGCACGCAAACUCCGCAGCGACCAGUACAAAAUUUCUCGAAUUUCUCGCGGCCCAUGAGUAGCUCUGGCAGCCGGCCCUCUUUUGACGCCAGACCUUCUCUGGAUGGUCGCCCGUCGCUCGACAAACGACCAAAUCUACCACUAAGGCAGGCGUCUGGUGCCAGCAAUAGUACAGAGCAUUCAUCAAAGUCGCCACUAUCACGACAAGCGUCUGCUGACGACUACGAUGGGAACAAGGAUGGCGAGUUCUCUGACAUCCAUACGCCCGCAUUGCUCGAGCAUUCACCCUCCUCCUUCGCGUUCCCAAUUGACAAAUCCGGUGAUGACUCGGGCUCGCACAUCUAUGCCAAGUAUGCUCUUCCACGUGGAAGGCAUAUCGAUCGCGACUCGAAGGCAUUUCGAGAUUCAUGGAUUCAGAAGCAGUUCAAGUGGGACAUGGAACAUGGUGCAUCCAGGCCGGUGCAGCACGAGAGGACUCAUUCCGACAGUCCGGCAUUGGAGCAAGCGCGUGAGCAGGCACGCGAGAGAGUCGCCAAAGCUCAAGCGGAUCCUCGAGCUGAAACUCCUGAUGUUUCUCGUCCCGGUCGAACUGUGGCAGCGGCGCCCAGUGAGAUUAGAAGUCAAUCUGUGGAUCCUCGCGCGCUGGAGAAAGCGAGACAAGAAGCCAUACAUCGAUCUUCGCCGUCUGUGAAGACGACCAGUACAGAUCGCACCAUCAAGGCGACCCCACUGCACAAGAAGUCCCCGUCAGCUGACUUGACACCGGAGGAACACCUCGAGAUCGGGAUUGCAUGCCAUGAGUCUGGAGAGACAAACAAGUCGACAUACCAUCUACGCCUCGCCGCCCUAGCUGGCCAACCGACUGGCAUGCUACUGUACGCCAUGGCGUGCAGACACGGCUGGGGAAUGCGAGAGAAUCCCGAAGAGGGUGUCAGAUGGCUGCGCAAGGCUGUCGACAUUACAGGCCUCGAUGUCGCUGAUGCUGAAGAGGGCAUGAAGUCUCUGGAUCUCGCUGAGCGCAAAAAGCGUAAGGCUCAGUUUGCCCUUGCAAUCUAUGAGCUUGGCACCAGUGCUAGACACGGCUGGGGUUGUCCCAAAGACAAAGCGCUGGCUGUUCGCUGCUUCGAGAUUGCAGGUAGCUGGGGUGACGCAGAUGCUUUGGCAGAGGCAGGCUACUGCUACACUGAGGGCGUCGGUGUCAAGAAAGACUACAAGAAGGCGGCUUCGUUCUACAGACAAGCCGAGAAGAAGGGGUAUUCUAUGGCUGGUAACAGCUGGAUCUACAAAGAGAAAUACCAAGAUGACACCGAAACACAACCCAAAAUGCCAGACACACCCAAGAAGCGACCCGGCACCUCGCACUCCUCGAAGACAGAGAAACCCGAGGAACGCGAAUCUCGUAAAGACGACAAACCCGCUGGUCGACAACGAUCCAGGAGUAUAUGGGGCAGAUCCAAGAAGGAGAAGCCACCUUCCCUGCCCAUCUGA
Fulvia fulva is the source of this 2442-nucleotide messenger RNA. RefSeq names its product Mitosis inhibitor nif1. The record is from RefSeq and is a predicted model, not a curated record. Lineage: Eukaryota; Fungi; Ascomycota; Dothideomycetes; Mycosphaerellales; Mycosphaerellaceae. The transcript has 2 exons. Bases 1 to 2442 code for a protein of 813 amino acids. Gene Ontology annotation, molecular function: protein binding.